UCCAGUCCGAACACAGAGUCCUCUGCCCACUUUUCCAUACUACGCCGCUGCGAUAUUGUCAGUUGAUGGAAUGAUGGUUGGAAAAUGGAAGAAGCAUGUGAAAUGCUAAGAAAUAUUACUGAAAUGCCGCAAAGAUCGAGGCAUUCAGAAUGGGAGGGUGCAUAGGAAUCAGCCGAUCCAGAAGUGAUGGGAUAGACGACCCUUCAGGAAAUGUUACAAGGCCAAAUUCAGGAAAUACACGGAAGAACCACCCCUUGUGCCAUGAAACUAUUCGCUGGAAGUCAGAUGUGCCAUUGACUGAAGGCCAGCUUCGCAGUAAGAGGGAUGAAUUCUGGGACACAGCUCCAGCAUUUGAUGGACGAAAAGAGAUUUGGGAUGCUUUGCGUGCAGCAGCGGUAGCAGCAGAAGCUGUUGAUUUUGAACUUGCACAAGCUAUUCUAGAUGGAGCAAACAUAUCAGUUCCUAAUGGUUUCUUGACAGAAUGCUAUGAUGAGUUGGGUACUCGUUAUCAAGUGCCAGUCUAUUGUCUCUCCUAUCCCAUCAACAUUGUAAAAGAAGACAGCGGAAGAGAUUCUCCAGCUGAAUGCUCAGAACCAGUUGAUGGCGGGACAGAAAUGGUUUUGAAGCUCCGACUAUCUUCAACGUGUAUGGAUGUGAAAUUACCAGUGUGUACUAAGGAUACCAUAGGAAUGGCAAAAAAGAAAUUGCAGAGUCAAGAAGGAUUAGAACCAUCUCGACAGAGGUGGUUUUUUGGUGGGAAGUUGCUUGGCGAUAAGCUGCGCAUUGAAGAAGCAAAGAUAAUGCCUGGUUACGUGGUACAAGUGAUAGUGAAUCAUGAUCAGAUGUCUAGAGUGGAGAGUUGAACUGCAAAUACUGCAGAUUGAUUAUAACUUGAUGUGUUUUAAUACAAAGCAUGUUCGACUGAACAUUGUUAGAAGUGAUACAUGCUUUAUUGUUUUAAAUAUACAACAGAAAUUUAUUGAAAUUUUUUAUUGAGGUAUAAAGGUGUAUUAUCUAACAAGAAAACGGGUGUGAAUUACUAAUCAAGUUCUUUCUUCUUCUUCCUGUUCAUUUAUAUGAUUAGCAUGGCACUGGAUAAAAUACAUCAGUACAUUUAUAUUAUGUUGGAAUGGAAUUAUGCUACAAUGGCACAGUUUGUUUCUGAAACAAUGAAUUAGUUUUGACAUUUCAUAUUCAGUGCACAUGUAAUAUACCUACACAAUACUCCAGAUGGUUUACACUUUUAAUUACAAUUAUAAUUUAGAAGUGAUGGUUUAGAAUUUCAAUAUCUUGAGAUACAAGUUAAAUACUGAGAAACUAAUUUUUAUACAUAUCGAACAUUCUAUAGGGAGGCAAGCUACUGUUUGCAAACUACAUGGAGAGGACAUUUUUUUAUAUUUUUAAGCAAUCUACUCUGUAUAAGUAGCAUUCUACUAUGACCCAGUCUCACUCACUUGGGCAAGAAGGUGACUGCUCAAAGUUGUUUGCUCCUGUCAUUUCACAGGAUGUUUAUAAUUUCUUCAUGAAAAUUCAGUCAAUUCUGAAAACCUGGCACAGACUUGGCUAAGUUGUAUUAUGUUAUAUAGUUCUGAAACUAUUCUUGACUAAGAAGUUUCAGAUGUGCUAAGCUUAAAUUACCGCAUAUUUAAAAGCUUGCAGCUACAGUUGUCGUCCUGAGUACUGACUGAUAUUCAAAUAGGAGAUAUGAGCAAAGCAUUUCUUCUGAAUAUAUUUAAUUAUAGUACCACUCAAUAAUUUAUUUUAAAUACUGUCAAGAGAACAAUAUUUAUUCAUUCACAUAUAAAAUAUAUAACUGUCAAUUGACUACACCAAAUGUUGCAGAGCAGAAUGGUUAGCACUCCUUUUUUGUGUCGGGAUGUCCUGGUUCAAAUUUCAGCCCAGAGACCAGCUAUCCUGACAGGUUUUUCAAUAUUUCCUCAGUUUGUCCAGGCAAAUGCCAAGAUAGUACCUUAAAUUUGGCUGUGACUGUUUCCUUCUAUAUCCUUUCCAGUUCAUUAAUUAUCCAACACUAGUCUCAGCUACUGAGGUAUUCUAUCAUAACAUAAAUCCUACGCAGCUGUGAAUUUACAUACUUAAAUUUAUCCUAGAACAAUGAUUAUGACACAUUAUAGCAAGCUAACUGUAAUACAAUAGAAAGCAAUAAACCAAUGUCAGUGACACUAAGCUUGCUUUAGUAAACAACAUGGUUUGAACAUUAUUUGUCUGAUGAUGACAUAACUGCAUCAAAACAGAUGUCAACAAGAUAGAUAUUUUGAGUAUCAAUGAAUAAAUAUUGCUGACAGUACUCAUAAUUAAUGUAGUAUAUGUAAUGGGAAUGUCCCAACACCUUUUUUGUAAAUGAACAUUUGUUGUAUUUUUGUUGACAAUACUUCAGUUAUAGUGAAAAAUGUUGGUGUUUAGGAUUUCAGAGUUUUUUCAAAACAAUGUUAUGAGUGGUAGAUAAGUUAAAGUUUGAAAAUAUUUGAUUCUUUAAUAUCAUCAUAAGGCAAUGAGAAACUUUCUCUAGACCAGAAAAUGAGAUGUCAGUUUCUCAAAAGCAUUAAUUUUGUAUUUGUUUUUAUGUUCAAUAUCAACUGAAAAUAGCGAUUCUCUAUUUAAUCUGUUCAGUACAGAUCCUAUGGUAUUUGUUACUUUACCUUGUAUGCAUAAUGAUUUUAACUUAUUUUAUACAUAAUUAAAUUGCAUCACUAACUGAAUGUUUGAUGCCAGGAAAUGUGUAGCGAUUUCCUGAUUGAAAGAAAAACGAUUAAAUUCAGACAGGUUUACUAUAUACUUGUUCAAAGAAAUGGCUAUGGACUCUCAUAAAAAGUAGGCAAACACCAAAAAGGUUGGUUUCAUAGAUUGACAUCGUCAGUUACAAACAAAGGCAGCUGCUGCAAUCUACUCUUGAUUGGGAAUCUCAUUAAUGUACAUAGUGUACAGGUAGAUGUAUGAAAUCAAUUUCAUAAACAUUCUUCAAAUAGUAGAUAAAACUACCUCAGAACUUAAGAGUAAUAUAAACAACUGGAAAAUUAUGUUUCAAGAAACAUUUUCUAUCUACCUACUUGAUAUCCUUUUGAAUGCAGUAAGUAGAAACUACAGCUUUGUCUUUCUGUGUAAAUAAAGCAGCAAUGUACAUGAAAAUAUAUCUAAGACGUAAUAUAAUCAUUGUGGGUUGUUUCCCUAGCAGUUUCUCAGACUGAAUGAAAUAUCAGCACACAUGACUUGCUACAGCAAACACAUGCUGGAUGAAAUUAGAAGGUAAAUAAAAAAUUUUAAUUUAAAACAGUAAUUUGAAAAGGCAAAGGGAUAGUUUAGCCCUGUCAAGCAGAAGUUGCCCAUGAUAAAACAAUGUGAGAAAAGAAUAAUCAGUUUUGAUAAUUUAGUUAAAUCAUAUGUUAUGUAAGGCCACAAACAGAAUGUUUAUACAUUAUGAAAUUUGUUUCAAGAAAAUCCUAUGUUCAUAUUUCCUUUAUGUGGUCAGUGGUGUUAAUUUUUCGAAUUUUCCUUUAAUGUCAUUUUGUGAUUGGUAGACAGUGUGCUAUGAUUCUAAGAUCAUAUUCAGAACAGCAGCUCCAUUAGAUAAAACAUAAAUGGUCAGGUUGCAUCAUUUAACAAGCACUACUGUAACAAGUCAUUAUGAUGCUGAAUUUCUGUGCAAGGUUUUGCUCAUAGAUUCUGUUUAUCACUGUAUAUUUUUCCUUUAAUUUAUGUAUGUUUACUAUGUAAAUAACGUCUGGGGGUAGAUAUAUCUUAGGCCUCGUCACUAAGCGAUAUAAAAUCCCAAGAGCGAUAUUUUGGGAUUUGCAUGUAAAGAAGGGGUUGUUUCAUAUUUCAAAAGGUGCCAAUGGAUUAAAGAAACGAUUAAUGUGCAUGAAAAUAUAAUGCAAGUCUGAAGUUAACAAUACUCUAUUGUGAUAAAUGAAGUCAAGGGGAAACAAGUUUAUAUAGCAAACUUUUGUUUGAUGAUAAAUGAAGCUGUUACUAAUAAAAUUUUGAAACUUUUUUAUGGGUGUCAAGAGUGAUGUGUAGCACAUAAUUUAGAGAAUUUCAGUAUGUAUGAUUCUGACAAAUGACUGUUAUGUAUUGUGUGAAAUAGUACUUAAUGAUAACAUAUUAAGGGAUAUAUUAAAUUAACAAAUUUAAAAACAUUGUACACUAUAUUUGUGAUUUGUUUGCAGCACUUGGUAUCAGUGUGAGGUAAUGUAAAAUUAUGGUAACAUUUGAAAGUUGAAAUCAAAAUAAAAUUAUAACAUCAA
Messenger RNA from Zootermopsis nevadensis, 4259 nucleotides. Its product is annotated as ubiquitin domain-containing protein 1. NCBI's taxonomy places the organism in Eukaryota, Metazoa, Arthropoda, Insecta, Blattodea, Termopsidae. Gene Ontology annotation, molecular function: protein binding. The record is from RefSeq and is a predicted model, not a curated record.